Molecule: messenger RNA, 1851 nt
Organism: Trichoplax adhaerens
Lineage: Eukaryota; Metazoa; Placozoa; Uniplacotomia; Trichoplacea; Trichoplacidae
Exons: 11
Coding region: 1-1851 (616 amino acids)
Biological process (GO): actin filament bundle assembly; actin filament network formation
Cellular component (GO): actin filament; actin filament bundle; cytoplasm
Molecular function (GO): actin filament binding; calcium ion binding
Source: RefSeq, a predicted model, not a curated record
AUGGCUGCAGCUCCUGAACUCCCCGAAAGUAUAGUUAAGCAAAUCCGAAACUCAUUUAAUAAGUUCGAUAUAGACAAAAAUGGUCACAUCACCAGUGCAGAAAUAGGCAACGUUAUGAAAGCACUAGGUGAAGACAUACCGGGCUUCAAAUUGCGUCAAAUAAUCAACGAAGUCGACAGGGAUAAAAAUGGAACUGUUGAAUUCAACGAAUUUCUUCAAAUAUUUGCAUCAACUACAGGACAGGCUACAGCCCAUGGAUUCAAAGCUGUAAUUCAAAAGGUUGACAACAUACAAGUAGCCAGCAGUACCACUGAAGCGAAUGACCAGGGUACGAAACAUUCUUCUUCCGACGCAGAAUAUCGAAGCUUUACUAAUUGGAUUAACACGUCUUUAAAAAAUGAUGGUAGCUUGGCUAAAUAUUUACCAAUUGAUAAUACCCUUGGAAAAAAUGAAUUAUUUGAACGCUGCAAAGAUGGCAUCAUCUUAUGUAAGUUAAUCAACCUAUCUGCUAGCAAAACCGUGGAUGAGCGUGCAAUUAACACAACUAAAUUGACUGCUUUUACUAUGCAAGAAAAUCAAACGCUGGUUAUCAAUAGUGCACGAGCUAUCGGUUGUACUGUAGUUAACAUUGGACCACAAGAUAUCAUGCAAGGCCGCCAGCAUUUAAUUUUGGGUCUUUUAUGGCAAAUUAUCAGGAUUGGUCUUUUCGCUAAAACUAAUAUUAAUAAUUGUCCUGCAAUAGCUGCUGUUAUACACGAAGGCGAAACUCUAAAUGAUAUAUUAAAGUUAUCACCAGAAGAAAUCCUUAUGCGUUGGUUUAAUCACCACCUUAAAGCUGCUGGUUCAAAUAGGCGUAUUAAUAAUUUCAGCGGUGAUAUUAAGGACUCAGAAGCCUAUAGCGUCUUAUUGCAUCAGCUUGUUCCUUCCAAAUGCUGCCCAUCAUCAGAUAUAAUGAAGGCCAAGGAUCUUACUAAGCGCGCAGAGUGUCUAUUAUUUGAGGCUGAGAAAAUUGGUUGCCGUCACUUUAUUGGAGCAAAGGAUGUCGUUGCGGGAAAUCAAAAACUAAAUCUGGCCUUCGUUGCCAACUUAUUCAAUAAUUAUCCUGCUCUGGUGCCAAAAAGCAAUGAAGAAAUUGAGGCGUAUGAUGAAUCAAGAGAGGAAAAAACUUUUAGAAAUUGGAUGAAUAGCUUAGGCGUAAAUCCCUUCAUUAACAAUUUGUACUAUGAUAUAAGGGACGGAAUGGUACUGUUUCAGCUAUACGACAAAAUAAAGCCUGGUGUGGUGAAUUGGGAUAAAGUAAACCGUCCACCUUUUAAGCAAAUGGGUGGCAAAAUGAAGAAAAUCGAGAAUUGUAACUACGCUGUAGAAAUUGGAAAAAAUCUUAAAUUUUCUUUAGUUGGUAUCGGUGGUGAAGAUAUCUUCAACGGAACAAAGACACUGGUCACAGCACUAGUUUGGCAAAUGAUGCGGGAAUAUACACUUGCUUUACUUGCAAAAUUAGUCCAUAGUGAUAAGCCUAUUUCCGAUUCGGAAAUUAUUGACUGGGUCAACAGCAAAUUGAAAAAAGCAAGAAAAACAUCAGCAAUUUCGAGCUUUAAAGACCCGUCAAUCUCAACUAGUCUAGCUGUUAUCGACUUAGUCGAUGCUAUUGUACCAGGCUCAGUUGACUACAAUAUUGUGAAUUCGGGCCAAACAGAAAUGGAGAAACAAUUAAAUGCUCAGUAUGCUGUCACUAUGGCAAGAAGAAUCGGAGCAGCCGUGUUUGCUUUACCUGCAGACUUAAUUGAAAUCAAGCCCAAGAUGGUGUUAACUAUCUUUGCGAGCCUUCAAACAGCUGCGUUACAGAAAUAG